UUGGGCUCACUCUGUUUAGUGGCGCACGUGCAGCCUGUGUUCUCUAGACAGUCGAUAAGCGAUACUACUCUACAGUCCAUGUUCAGGUGCUACCAGGGUUAAGUAGAAUUUUUAGGUCGACCUGUUUCUUUUUAGUUGUUUAAAACCUAUUCCUCUUUACAACUACUCGUAAUUUUGAAUAGAAGAACUGUAAAUUUUAACGCAUAAAAAGUCUAAGAUUUUCAAAAAUGACGAAUUACUUGAUGGAGGGACGACUUGUAACAAGUGUGAUCUUAAUUUAAGUACCUGUUUUUGACCCUUUUGUAUUCUUAAGAAUGCUUAAGGCUCAGAGCUAGAAUUAGUAGAAUUUUACGCAGUAUUCUCUGGCCUGUAAAUAUAAUAUUAGUAAAGUCCUUAUAUGCGAGAGGUCUGCCCGUGAAGUCAAGAGUCAUGGCCGUGCUUUCGCUACUUCUUGCUGUUCAAGGGGUUCUUAUUUUGCUACAGUUUCAAGUGUCUCUUGGAAGCUGGGAGGAAUGGUGGACAUACGACGGAAUAUCUGGACCCAAUUAUUGGGGUCUUUUGAAUCCAGAGUGGAGUCUGUGUAACAUGGGUCAUCGCCAGUCUCCCGUGGAUAUUGAUCCUUCAAAACUUCUGUUUGAUCCCCACUUAAGACCACUGCACGUGGAAAAGGAACGGAUCAACGGAAUAAUCACCAACACCGGACACGGAAUAGUUUUCAAAGCUAAUUCUUCAACUAAAGCAUCAGCCGUCCACAUAAACAGCGGGCCUUUGUCUUACGACUAUCGAGUGGCUGAAGUACAUCUCCAUUUCGGGAGCACUGAGAAGUUUGGAUCUGAACAUACCGUUGCUGGUCAAACAUUUCCUGCAGAGGUUCAGAUUUUAGGAUACAACGCAGACCUUUACAAAAACAUCUCCGAAGCAGUUACAAAAUCUCAAGGUAUUGUUGGAAUCGCCCUUCUUAUCCAGAUGGGUGUAGAAACCAAUUUGGAGUUUCGACUACUGACAAGUCAACUGAAUAAAGUCCUCUACAAGGGACAACAGGCUGUUUUAAAUUCUUUCUCAGUCCGGGAACUUCUUCCUGACACCCAUUUCUAUACUACAUAUGAGGGUUCAUUAACAAUGCCCGGUUGUCACGAGACUGUUACGUGGCUUGUGAUGAACAAACCAAUUUAUAUAACCAAACAACAGCUCUACGCGCUUAAACAGUCAAUGCAGGGAGAACGAGACAACCCCAAAGCGCCACUAGUCAACAAUUUUAGGCCUACACAAGCCACGCACCAUCGUUUGCUCAGAACAAAUAUUGAUUUCAAUCGUCACAAGAACCAGCAGUGUCCUACUAUGUACAAGAAUAUGUUCUACAAGGCAAACACUGGAAAUCCAGGACUACAAUGAAAUAUGUGUAAAUAAUAACAAUUUGGUGUAAUAUGGCUUGAGAACUUACAUUUGUGAUUUAAAAAAAAAAUGGAUGUCGUUGAUUUUUAUAAACGGAGAUAGACUUUAUGAACUAUUAUAAUGACCUCCGUCCUGUCCAGUUGUUUCUGUACAGUGAGACAAAAGAGAGGAAGAAGUAAACAGACUUCAAGCCCAAAAAACAAACGUAUCAGUUAUGGCGUCUGGCAAGAUGGUUAAGACAUUAUUUCUGGAAAAAAAAGAGGAAUUGACUCUCUUGCCUGAUUCGUUUCAGAUUCAACACAAGCUUCGCCUUGUUUCAGUGUAUACGCCAAAACUUACAAUUCUCAUUGUGAAAUGAAAUGUUAUUUUUGUGGACUUCGUUUUCUUUACAGCACUGUUUCAUGCGGCCCUUUUCAUCAAACAACAAAAAUUAAGAUCGUUGUGAGUGUGACAGUCUUCUUGCCACUUCCAAUGUUGUUCAUUGUUUCAACAAGAUGGUGUUAAGUAUUAAUGAAAUAAAGCAGUUAAAUGGUACAUCACCUCAGGUAAACGAAGUCGAACAUUUUUUAUUAGUCAAGCGUAUUACUAAUUUAUUCAAGACCAUUUAAACAAGACGUUUUACACAUCGGAUAGUAACGAGCAAUAACCUGUCGUGUAUAACACAUACAGUUCUUGUUUGGAGUGAAUUCGUAACCGUAUGAGACCGUUCAAUUUAUACUUUGGUGUAUCAAUACUCCCUUGAUCAUAUGCCCAUUUUUAUAAAGUGAUUCACGAGGGUGUCUAAGAAUCUGAAAACCUUCGACGUUGCAUGUGUUACAAAAUUCUUUACUUAUCUGUAAUCUUAUGCAAAUUUAGAUAAUUAACCAAAGAUAUAAUUCUACAUUUCAAAAUUUCUUCUAAGUAUCUCAAUAUAUGAUAUACCCCCCACAUCGCUCCCGAGCUUGUAUAAAAAUUAUUUCAUUGACAAAUAAAUUUCAACUACAUCGUAAAUUCAACCGAAACAGGGCUUUUGUGUUUCACGUGAAUCAUUCAAGUCCAGACUGAGUAUACUUCAAGGAAUUGUUGCCCUUCGUCUUCAGCCUGAGUGUAGUAAGACAAGUAAACAGCGAUCUGAUCUUAAGCCGUGACUUGGAGAUCUCUGAGGAGGUGAAGGAGUUGACAGUUAACUCCAGUGAUCUUGUUUUAUUGUGUUUUUUCUCAAUGUCCUUUUUUAGCAUAUUGUGAAGCUUUUCAAAUACAGAUCUAAACAGAUUAUCUCCACGAACGAAAGAGAAAUUCAGAAAAGCAACAAAACGCAAAAAUAUAUUGAAUGUUUGAGGUAAAAGUAAACUGUCAGAAAGUCGAAACUGUUUAAUUCAUUUUAUGGAUUUCGAAAUAUUUUAUAAUCGUAAAUACUUUGACUAUUGUUAAAUCCAGAGUUCACAUACAUUGCACGUUGGAAACAAUUGCAUAAACAUAUCUUAGGUGGCGCUUUAUUUAAAAGAUAAAAGUAAAAUUAUGUAAAUACAAACAGUGAUUUGUGAAUAUUAACCUGUGAAUAAUAAUAUGUGAUAAGCGUUAAUUUUGUGUGGAAAUUUGAUUAUUACGUUAGCGUCAAUACGUGUGCUCACGGACGGAAAAGUAAGCAUUCUGAACAUUUGAAAUCCUUUUCUAGCACAACGUAGCACGGAUAUCAAAUAAGAAAUCUAUCACAGCCGAGCUCAUUGAAGAUGCACGAAAUACAAUAGCUAAUUGUCUUCCUUUGAAUUAUUUAAUGUACGUCUAAUAUUAAUAGUGCAUUUCUGACAUAUUGUUCUUAUCCUAAUCCUUUAAGAAGUUAAGAAGAUUAAAAACAGAUAAGUUGCUUUUAAAAAAUUAUGUAGAAACAACAUUUUCGCAUAAGCAAUAGAAGUUUUAGUUCCAUUAUCAAGGUGUCAUAUCAGACAGCUUAUCCACCAAGUCAUGAAGUGCAAAUAAAGGUAAUCUUUGUGUAAAUCCUCGGAUAUAUAUGUAAUGUCUCUUAGAAAAUAUUGUUUUGGUUUUCAUUUAACGAUUAUUUCAGUAAUUGUAUAUAAUCAUUGAUAAAUGAUACAAAAAAUUUGUUGUUGUAUCUUUAUUAUGUUUUAAAUAUUUGGUAUAACCGUAAUAAUUCGUUUAAAUAAUCUAAUUUUGUGCUACUGUUGAAGGUGCUUAACACCUUUAAUGUUCUAUAUACAUGAUCCUGUAUUUUUAUUUCUUUAUGUUCUUGAAAAUACAUUAUGUGCGUAAAACGAACACUCUAGCUUUACUCUUUUUUAUCUUUUGAUCUUCAAACUUAACCUAUUGAACAAAUAAAACUAGCGAAAUAAAUUUUACGA
This is a messenger RNA of Limulus polyphemus (Atlantic horseshoe crab), 3728 nucleotides long. RefSeq names its product putative carbonic anhydrase-like protein 1. The transcript has 11 exons. Gene Ontology annotation, molecular function: zinc ion binding; carbonate dehydratase activity. NCBI's taxonomy places the organism in Eukaryota, Metazoa, Arthropoda, Merostomata, Xiphosura, Limulidae. The record is from RefSeq and is a predicted model, not a curated record. The coding region runs from base 430 to 1392 and encodes 320 amino acids.